CGCCACGCUCCCCAACCUUAAUCAGCAGCCCACAAAGGCAAAGGUGGUACUGCCAUCACUAUCUUCAUAAAAAAGAUCAAAAAUUAUCAAAAUUAUUGCCUACCCAUUAACCAAUUGAUUGAUCAAUCAAGAGAUUGAAUCCAUGGCUGAAGCUGAAGCGGCAGAAUCUCAAAAGGGUUUCUUCAAGAAACACUGGGAAGGAUACAAGGAGUUCUGGUGUGAAAGAUUUUCCUUUUUGAACAACUAUUCCAGAUUUAUCAAGCGUGAGAAGCCUCUUCCCUCUUGGACUGAUUCUGAUGUUGAAGAAUUCAUUGCCUCUGACCCUGUUAAUGGACCAGUUCUUAAAACUGCUCGUGAAGCUGUUAAAUAUGGUGCUGUAGGCAGUGUUGUAGGGGCAGUUACAACAGCAGGCUGGGCGUGGAAAUACUCGAGAAGUCUCCAUGGUAAUUUCUUAUUUGAUUUCCUUUGUCUUUAACACUCUUUAGUUGCCAAUGAACUAUGAUGAUGUGGAUAAUAAUGUCUGUAAACUCGAGUUUGUAUAGUACCAUGGAGAUGGUUCUGUUAAACAGAUAGAAAUAGUUUCAUUUGCAUGAAUGCUCUAUUUGGUUAAAUCUUUCUGCAUGUUAGAAUAUGAUAGAAUGCAGGCAGAAUAUUCCAAAAGUUUCUGCAAACUGAACUCUUUAAUCUGCAGGAGGGAAAUGUAACUGAACCUCAAAUUUCUUAUUUUGUCUUUCACAAACUUUUAGCUGAAUAUGAUUGCUGUAUGUAUUGCUGCAUGACUCUAUAUCAAGUACAUGGCUUAAAGUUAGUGAGCAUGCAGUAGUGUAGUCUUCUUGGGUUGGUUUUUCAAUCAAGACUAUCAAAUGAGGAUAUUUUGCUCAAUUAAUGUCAUCAAGGACAAAUUGUAUUCUGUAAACAAUUGCAGAGGUUCAAGAUCAUGUGCUAACCAAUUUACAUUGACCUUGAGAUUCUCAGACUAACUUCUGUCAGUAUUAGCAGCAUGCGUUGUGUUUUGUGUUAUAAUUUAAACCUACCUUCACUGUUCUUUUCGGAAUAAAACCUUUCGGAUGGUCAAACCUUAGGAACUCGAUAGUGGUGACCUUUUUUUAAGAUAAGAAAGAAGAGGCUGUUGGAUAUGGAACAAUUCCGCAUUCUCAUGUAGAUGACAUCUGUUUCUGGCUGAAACCAGCUUUAAACUGUGGCGCUGUAAAAUGAUUUGCAGUGAAGAAACAUAAUAAAGUUUUCAUGAGCUUUAGGUUCUGUAUUUUUGGCUUUCUGGUGCAAUUACUUUUGAAGGCAGUUCUCUGUAACUUCUUUCUGUCAAGAGAUAGUCAUCCACAUUGUCAUGUUGGUUUCUUCUGUUUAUUGUU
Molecule: messenger RNA, 1370 nt
Organism: Coffea arabica (coffee)
Lineage: Eukaryota; Viridiplantae; Streptophyta; Magnoliopsida; Gentianales; Rubiaceae
Source: RefSeq, a predicted model, not a curated record